Closterium sp. NIES-65 is the source of this 2223-nucleotide messenger RNA. The record is from the annotation of a GenBank genome assembly. NCBI's taxonomy places the organism in Eukaryota, Viridiplantae, Streptophyta, Zygnematophyceae, Desmidiales, Closteriaceae.
AUGCCUCUCACCACGUGCCUCUCACCACGUGCCUCUCACCACGUGCCUCUCACCACGUGCCUCUCACCACGUGCCUCUCACCACGUGCCUCUCAUCACGUGCCUCUCACCACGUGCCUCUCACCACGUGCCUCUCACCACGUGCCUCUCACCACGUGCCUCUCACCACGUGCCUCUCACCACGUGCCUCUCACCACGUGCCUCUCACCACGUGCCUCUCACCACGUGCCUCUCACCACGUGCCUCUCACCACGUGCCUCUCACCACGUGCCUCUCACCACGUGCCUCUCACCACGUGCUUCUCACCACGUGCCUCUCACCACGUGCCUCUCACCACGUGCCUCUCACCACGUGCCUCUCACCACGUGCCUCUCACCACGUGCCUCUCACCACGUGCCUCUCACCACGUGCCUCUCACCACGUGCCUCUCACCACGUGCCUCUCACCACGUGCCUCUCACCACGUGCCUCUCACCACAUGCCUCUCACCACGUGCCUCUCACCACGUGCCUCUCACCACGUGCCUCUCACCACGUUCCCCUCACCACGUGCCCCUCACCAUGUUUUACCUGGCCAACAACCGUCUGAGUGGCAGUCUGCCGUCUGCCAUCAGUCGCCUGGAGAAGCUCCAACAGAUCUGGCUGGACAACAACAGCAUCGAGGGCCCUCUGCCAUCCGCCAUCUGCUCGCUGCCCUGGCUGUGGCGCAUCGAUGUGAGCAACAACAGCCUGUACGGGCGCAUCAACCGCAACUUCAACAGCAUGGUGGCGGACAGCGAGGCCCUCAUCAACCUCGCACACAACUUCUUCUACGGCGACGCCGUGCUCUUUGCCGCGGGCUGCCAGGUGUGCCCCGAGGAGAUCACCCAGCGCAACCAGCUGCAGCUGGGAGACAGCAGCGUGGGGGUGACAGGGAAGUGCAGCGAUGCUGGCCAGCGAGACUACUCGGUGGCGGGGGCAGGCAAGGGCGCCAGGGGGAGUCUGGCAGGCAACUGUCUGACCCUCAAAGGGGAUGUCAAGUGCCCGUCCAACGCCACUCAGCGCAGCACGGCAGCCUGCCAGGCGUUCUGCAGCAUCACGGACAACGGCCCGUGUGACGGCCAUGGGGCGUGUGUGCCGCCUGCACCGGACGCCCCGGCUAACUUCACAUGCAUGUGCAACGCCGGGUACUCUGCAAUGGACCUGGGCAACGGCUCCACCUGUGCCAUCCUCAGCUCCAAUACCGCUGCGAUGUCGUCGCUGUCAGCAGGUGCCAUCGUGGGCAUCGCUGUGGGGUGCUUUGCCGGGUUCAUUCUGCUCACUGCUGUGCUCGCCUGGCUACUGUGGCCCCGUGGACAGAGGAAGUGGGAGGGGCUGGACCUGUGCGAGCAGUUCUCACUGCAGCAGCUGGUGCGCGCCAUGGCAUCGCUGCACCACGUGAAUCUGGUGCGCCUGCUGGGCUUCUGCCAGGACCAGAACGUGGAGACGGGCAAGCAGGAGCAGAUCCUCGUGUACGAGUUCGUGGCCAACCGAGACCUGCACCACCACAUCUACAAGACCAGCAACCCUCUCUCGCUGCGCCAGAGGCUGCGCCUGGCGCAAGGAGCAGCGGAGGGCCUGGCAUACCUGCAUGGGUUUGCGACGCCCAUCAUCCACCGCGACAUCAAGCCCGCCAACAUCCUCGUGACGGCUCACAUGCAUGCCAAGGUGGCCGAUUUUGGGCUGCUCAAGCAGCUCACUCACGGCGAUGCUCAUGCCACCAGGGUGGCAGGCACGCCCGGCUAUGUGGAUCCUGACUACAACCGCACCGGCGUCAUCACGGCCAAGAGCGAUGUCUUCAGCUUCGGCAUUGUGCUCCUGGAGUUGCUGAGUGGAACGACACCCUACUCUCACCAUGCAGGCCAUAUCAGGAUCUGGGCGCAGCAGAGGGUGGAUGCAUACGAGUUGGACGAGCUCAAGGACAGCAACCUGCAGGCCAGCGAGGAGGCUGUGGUGGACUUUGCUGACCUGGCACUGGACUGCAUGAAGGCGCCCGGCACACGCCGCCCCGACAUGAAGGACGUGGCAUACCGCCUCCGUGCCCUCAUUGACAAGCACUGCCCUGAAAAGGAGGAAGAGUGGGAGAGUGGAAUCACCGGAGAGGAGUCAUCUACCACGACAGUUUCUGCGGGCGAGAGCUCAUUGCUGAGCUCAGGUUCCAAUGGUGUCAAGAGCUGGCUGUCACUGAGGUUCUCUUGGGGUUACUGA